Sitodiplosis mosellana (orange wheat blossom midge) is the source of this 4001-nucleotide messenger RNA. Its product is annotated as leucine-rich repeat transmembrane neuronal protein 4-like. Gene Ontology annotation, molecular function: protein binding. The record is from RefSeq and is a predicted model, not a curated record. The transcript has a single exon. Bases 2351 to 3265 code for a protein of 304 amino acids. Lineage: Eukaryota; Metazoa; Arthropoda; Insecta; Diptera; Cecidomyiidae.
AAAUUUGUUUCAUCUUCAAUAGGUGGAGAUAUACGGCCAACGGCCUAAUUCGUGCCACAUCAUUUUCGCCCUCAAACUCCAUAGAAAAUUCGCGCUCGAGCAUAGUAAGCGUCGACACUAAGAAUGGUUGGUCUGACACUCUGUGUGUACAGUAUAAGGCAGAACGACACUACUACAUGCGCGCGACGCUUCGUCACACACAGUUCGUUAUAGUGACCGCGCUCGAAAAGUGUGUAAAGGGGAAAUAAUACAUACAUACGGCGCUCUUAUAUGAGAACGAUCUGUGUGACGAGGUGUCAGAUGAGCGUCGUACUUAUGUAUUAUUUCUCCUUUGCACACUCUUCGAGCGCGGUCACUAUAACGAACUGUGUGUGAUGAAGCAACGCGCGCAUGUAGUAGUGUUGUUUUGCCUUAUACUGUACACACAGAGCGUCAGACUAUAGCUGUGCCAUAUUCGUAUCUUAAUAACCAUCCUAAUAAUUUUUAGAGAUUAUUGAGAUCCGAUCAUAAUACCGAUAAAUCUUAAUAACGCUAUCAACUUUUUAUCAGGUUAUUAACUAUAUUCAAAUAAUAACGCUACCGGAUGAAUCUUAAUAAUAUCAUUUUGAAGUUAUUAAGAUCGAAUCCUGAUAAUUUAUCAACAUUCAAUCUUAAUAAUCAUCAAGUUCUGGAAGUGGGUUUUGGUGGACCCUCAGGAUCGACCAGAACUGCUCCCAGUUCUGAAAGUGGAUCUUCAGGAUGUACCAGAUCCGGUUUGACACUGCCCUUGGCCCAUCCUGAAGAUCCACUUCCAGAACUGGGAGCAGUUCUGGUCGAUCCUGAGGAUCCACCAAAACCCACUUCCAGAACUUGAUGAUUAUUAAGAUUGAAUGUUGAUAAAUUAUCAGGAUUCGAUCUUGAUAACUUCCCAACGAUAUUAUUAAGAUUCAUCCGAUAACGUUAUUAUUUGAAUAUAGUUAAUAUCCUGAUAAAAAGUUAAGAUUCCAUCAUAAUAACGAUAUCGAACGAUAUUUUUAGUUUAUUACGAUAUCUUGAUAAAAAAAAAUCGUGAGCACAGCUAUAAGUGUCGACGCUUACUAUGCUCGAGCGCGAAUUUUCUAUGGAGAAAGUAAUGCAUUCAACGAACACUAUGUUUGAAAAUAUGAAAUUGUAAUAGAUUAAUACAGUUAUAGCUAAACAGAAUAUUUUAGAUGAAUUUUCGAUUUAAUAUUGUAAUAACUUUUCAAUCAACAUGUUGAGGAACUUCAACCUUUGUCAAUAAAAUCAUAAAACACGUCGAGUUUUGUUUUCCAUUCACCAUUGGAUUUAGUUUUCCUCUAAUACAAUAUAACCUAGACUGAAGGUCUGCAUCUUUAAUACACAAUUAAAUUAAAAAUUGGACUUGAGCCACAAUCGAAUCUCAGCAUUUAACAAUAAAAUGUUCGCCAACAACACGGUCUGAAAAUGUUAUCGUUGAAAUGUUGAAUCACCAAAAUCCAUUGAGUAAAACGAAUACGAAGAGCUACGAAAUAAUUUCAGUGUACAUAAAACGUCAGGAUGUCUUCAGCCAUUAGCAUAUAUGAGCUAUUCCAAUAUUGUUAAAUUAGAAUAAAUGUAGCAUAACUCGUUUCAUGGAUGACUUUCAAAGAAUAUUCAAUUUAAACAAAGAAAGACAAACUGUUGAUAAGUAAGUUUAAGAUUCGCACUCCGUAUCAGUCUCCAUUUGCAAAGAAUAAAGUUCAAGAUUCCAUUUUUUAAUUAGUUUAUAUAUUUUUCAUCCAAAGUGAUCCAGAAAUAACUGAGUGCAAUGCACUCAAUGCACGUCCAGUUGUAUAUAAAUCGUUAAAAUUUGAAUUGCUUCAAUUCAGUGUGCAAUAUUCAUCUAUGAUAUGAUCCAGACGUAACCUUCACUUUGACCUGCUUACCAAACAUACGUUUUUGGAUCAUUCAAAAACGUAUAUUUGCUGCUUGCACAAAAAAACGGUAUCCGUCACGAUUAUAUAUUCGCAAAACAUCUAGGCGAAGUUCUUGUUUUGAAAGGAUGUAAUUCGGAGUGUUGGUGGAAGAAAGUGUGACUUUGUACUGAGAAAAAAAAAAACUUGAAAUUGUUUUCAUUUGUGAUUUUUGAAUGCAUAGCCCACACAAUGGUGAUGCAUUCCGUCAAAUAAACAGCAUUUAAUAUAAUGAUUAGUGUUAAUUUGCUUCAGUUUACUAGUGAUUGUCAAACCAUUCGAUUGUUUAAUGAGAAAUUUAAACUUAAGUUGCAAAAAUUGGUGAAAAUGAACAUUCAUUUAGUUUUAUUCGCUUCAGCUCUGUUAACAGUUCAAGUGUUUGCGGAGUUAACACAAGCUCCUCAUCAUAUGAAGUGAAUAUGUUUUCGGAUGCUUCAUACUUACACAGACUUAAUUUGUCGCACAAUGAAAUUAGUGAAAUACCUUCAUUUUCAUUUUACAAACACAAGAAAUUGAAUGAAGUCGAUUUGUCGUAUAACAAGAUCGAAAUUGUUGGAAAUUAUGCAUUCGCGGGUGAUUUACUUGAAUUAUUAGACUUGUCACACAAUCGAUUGAAGACAUUAAGUGCAGACAUUCUUCCAACGCACUUGAAUCAAAUGAAAUCACUUAUAAUUGGAAACAAUCAAUUGCAUGAACUGAUUGGAUUCAACAACUCGCGUAUUUCAAACAUGACAAUUGUGGGCAUCGACAGUAAUCAAUUCAAUUGUUCAUAUUUGAAUACUUUAACCCAGUUGAUCAGCAAGAAUUUGGACUCAAAUUUACAUCAACUCGACUGUGAUUUGGUCAAUGUGAGAACAGCACCAGUUACCAUGAUGACGAGAAUUUUUACGACCACAUGGAGAGAAAUGCUGGAGGAAAAAUUUUCGACAACAAUGUUCACCACCGAGUCGAACACAACAUCAACUCAUCUACCGCCAACAACACAGACUUAUCCAUCGCCAACACAAGGCCCACCCAAAAGUGUGAUAAGAACGACGAUGAAAAUAAUGAAAACGACGUUGAUUGAUCUACCAAAAGCAACAACAACAUGGAAAGAAAAGGUUCUACCAAGUAAAGAAUACGGAAGCAAUGGCUCACAUGAUCAAAAACUCGAUAUCAAACAUGAGGACUUCCAUAAAUUUAUAUUGACUGUCUUAUUAAUCAAUACCGUGGGUUUGAUCAUCAUUGCAAUCGUAUUGGUUUCAUAUUUUUUACGGAAAAAAAGUUUGAAAAGAGGCCAUUUCACGGAAGUUGUUUAUCGAGUAAAUAUGGCUGAACAACAAAAUUCCUCUUGAACGAAUACGAAGUGAUUUGUUUCAUUAAAUGGAAAUAAUUGGACUCUGAGAAAAGUAAUAGCUGGAGAUAUACAGCCACCGGACUAAUUAGUGCUACAUCAUUUUUGCUUGAUUUUUUUAUUGCUUCAAAGUGACGCCACGAACACAAUGUUUGAAAAUGUGAAAUUAUAAUAGAUUAAUAGCCAGUUAUAGCUAAGCAGAAUAUUUUAGAUCAAUUUUCGAUCAUAAGUACGUCAUAAAGUCAAUAAUAUAGUAAUAAUUUCGAAAAGUAUCGCUUUUGCGCGUACCCUACGCCAUUUCAAUUAGAAGCCAAUAACGAAAAGUGUGUUUUGAAAAAGUUGUUACGCAAAAGCGGGACAUCACAAUUGUUGAUUUUUAAAAUGACACUGCAUAAAACAUACGCGACAAAAGCGAUAUUUCUCGAAAUUAUACACAGAGUUUUUAAUGUUGCACAUUGAAUGAGUAGAAAUAUGAUGUCCCGCUUUUGCGCACCAACUUUUUCAAGAAUCGUAUUUUGAAAAAACGUAGCAACGUCCAACGAAUAUUCUCAGCAGUUCAAAUAUAAUCUUUAUCAAUUCCAUUAUGCAUCAUCCCCAAUUAUUAAUUGGUAUUUACAUUGAUUAAUGCAAUGUGUGAUAAGUAAAUAACUUGGGCAGAGUUACGGAUUCGUGUUUCAAAUCUGUAAACUUUGAACGAAAACGAAAUAAGCAAAUAAAUGAAAGUGAUGUUGAUAAAA